AUGACGCCUCCGUCUAACGACCCCCAGCUUAUCCAGACUCCGUUUCCCAACCCAUCGUUGCAGGUCACAGCAGACCACCAACUCAAGUUUGUCGAAGCUCCAGUGUACGCUCCCCGACGCGGGGAAGUCCUACUUCAAAUAAAGGCUACUGGAAUCUGCGGCUCUGACAUCCAUUUCUGGAAAACAGGUCGAAUCGGCCAGCUAGUAUUCGAGGGGGAUUGCAUUAUCGGCCAUGAAGCGGCCGGCGUAGUCUUGAAAUGCGGUGAAGGCGUCACCCGACUCAAGCCCGGCGACAGGGUAGCCGUCGAGCCCGGCGUCCCCUGUGAACAAUGCUUCCUCUGCCACGACGGCCGGUAUAACCUCUGCGAAGACGUACAGUUUGCGGGAGUCUACCCGUACGCAGGGACGUUGCAGCGAUACAAAGUCCAUCCUGCAAGGUGGCUGCACAAACGGCUUCUCCUACGCCGAAGGCGCCCUCCUCGAACCGCUCUCCGUCGUCAUGCGCGGCAUACAAGUGGGCCGCCUAAAUCUCGGCCGGGUGUCGUCAUCUGCGGCGCCGGCCCUAUCGGCCUCGUUGCUCUUGCUGCGGCGCGCGCAUCAGGCGCCCACCCAAUUGUCAUCACGGACGUUGAGCCUAGGCGGCUUGCGUUCGCGAAAGAGUUCGUCCCGAGCUGUAUUACCUACCAGGUUGAUCUUGUGAAGGAUGCGCAGGGCAACGCAAAGGCUAUCAAGACACUCUUCGGGGAAAGCGAGUAUGUUGCGCCAGAGACGGUGCUAGAGUGCACAGGGGUGGAAAGUAGUGUUUGCACUGCGGCGUAUACUGCGCGCCGGGGUGGCGUGGUUGUUGUGAUCGGUGUUGGUAAGGCGACUAUGAACAACCUGCCCUUUAUGCAUAUGUCUCUUGCGGAGAUUGAUCUGCGGUUCAUCAAUCGGUAUCGGGACACUUGGCCGUCAGCCAUUGCGUGUUUGAGUGGUGGUAUUUUGGGUUUGAAGAAGUUAGUGUCGCACGUCUUUCCGUUGGUGAAGGCGAAGGAGGCUCUGCAUUUGUGUGCCGACCCUGGCAAGGGAAGUAUGAAGGUGAUGGUGGUGGAUGAAGUCGAUGCAAGUCUAUGA
Messenger RNA from Aspergillus novofumigatus IBT 16806, 1113 nucleotides. RefSeq names its product putative alcohol dehydrogenase. The record is from RefSeq and is a predicted model, not a curated record. The transcript is spliced from 5 exons. Gene Ontology annotation, molecular function: zinc ion binding; L-iditol 2-dehydrogenase (NAD+) activity. Gene Ontology annotation, biological process: D-sorbitol catabolic process. The coding region runs from base 1 to 1113 and encodes 370 amino acids. Lineage: Eukaryota; Fungi; Ascomycota; Eurotiomycetes; Eurotiales; Aspergillaceae.